UGCGCGCUGACACACCACCACUUUCACAAACACCUGUCACAACAACACAUCACGACAUGGCACGGGUGCUGUCGAUUCAGAGCCAUGUGGUGCAUGGCUACGUCGGGAACAAGGCAGCGACCUUCCCACUCCAAGUGCUUGGCUUUGACGUGGACGCCAUCAACUCUGUCCAGUUCUCAAACCACACAGGGUACUCGCAAGUCAAAGGGACAAAGCAGACGGCCGAGGAGCUGUGGGACCUCUUCUCUGGACUCGAGCACAACGACCUUCUCUCCUACACCCACAUUCUCACAGGCUAUGUUGGCAGUGCGGAGUUCCUCUCCACUGUUGUGUGCAUUGUGCGGAAACUCAAGGAGGUGAACCCGGAUAUUGUGUACGUGUGCGACCCAGUCCUCGGAGACCAUGGCCAACUCUACGUCCCAGCAGACUUGGUUCCUGUGUUUCGCACAGAGUUGAUACCGCUCGCCGACAUUGUCACGCCAAACCAGUUUGAGCUGGAGAUGAUCUUGGAGUGCGACAUCAAAUCUGAGGCGAUGGCGUUUGAGGCGCUGCAGCGGUGCUUGGCACUCGGUAUCAAGCACGCCGUGCUGACCAGCUUCCAUGGCGACACCCGCGAGCGGAUUACCUUGCUCGGCUGUGCCCAUCCACAGCGGAGCAAGGAACAGGCAGAAGCGGCACAGGGGAGCACUGCGGACGGUGAUGGAGGUGACGGAGACGUGACGUCUGAGCUGACACGAUACCGCCUCACUGUUCCUCGGUUCGAUUUCUACUUCACCGGCACAGGCGACCUGCUCUCUGCGCUCAUCCUCGCGCGCACGUGGGAGGCGCCUGCAGACCCGAUGACAGCGGUCGCAAAGGCAGCAGCGUCCCUUCAGGGUGUGUGCCAGCGCACGUACGAGUACUGUCGCCAUGUGGAAGCACCGACGGCGCGACACAAGGAGCUGCGGCUCAUCCAGAGCAAGGAUCACAUUGAGUCGCCCGAUUUGAAUCUGCUCCGCGAGUGCGAGAAGCUGUAAGCCAGUCAAAGUCCAAGCCAUUCCAUCCUUGAGCAGUGGCCGUGAAAGAGUGUGUCUGUGUGUGUGUGUGUGUGUGUGUGUGUGUGUGUGUGUGUGUGUGUGUGUGUGUGUGUGUGUGUGUGUGUGUGUGUGUGUGUGUGUCAUUGUC
Molecule: messenger RNA, 1164 nt
Organism: Salpingoeca rosetta
Lineage: Eukaryota; Choanoflagellata; Craspedida; Salpingoecidae
Product: pyridoxal/pyridoxine/pyridoxamine kinase
Exons: 9
Coding region: 57-1016 (319 amino acids)
Biological process (GO): pyridoxal 5'-phosphate salvage
Cellular component (GO): cytosol
Molecular function (GO): pyridoxal kinase activity
Source: RefSeq, a predicted model, not a curated record